GAUUUUUUAUAUCAUUUAUUUUUUAUCUUAAUAAUAAUUAAAUUGAGAACAAUGAAUACAACAUAAUAAACGAACUCUAAAAGCUCAACUUAAAGGCAAAGGCAUCCUUCUUAGACGGAAGGAAACCUUUGUUAAGUGAACUCAACUUAAAGUGAAAAAUAGAAUAGUUAAUAGUAGCAAUAAAGCAAUUUCGAACAACAAUAUUAGCAAUACAAAAUGUUUGCAGAAUAGGAAAAUUAAAAUACUUUUGAAAUUACCAAGAUUUUAAAAUAGAAUAUAAAUAGAUUUUAUAAAAUUAAUAAAAUCGAUUUAGCGGAAUAAGCUAAAACUAAUAAAUAAUCCAAUCAAAUUGUAUCCUUUCUUGAUAAAUUUUCUACAAAAACAAAAUAUUAAUAGAAUUUAAAUUAUAUGAUGUACGAGGAAGCAACAUCAGGAGAGGAAUCUCCAAAAUAUAAUUUUACUAACUCCUCUGAUGAUAGCUACUAGGAUAAUAGAAGGAGUGAUGAUGAAAAUGAAUUUAGCAAUAGUAGUGAUAAAUCAUAUGAUAGCAGUGAUGAUGAAGAUAAUGAAAGUGAUGAUAGUGAAGAUAACAGUGAUGAUGAUUCAUAUAGCGAAAGAGAAAGUAGUAAAAGUAGUAAUAAUCGUAAGAAACAUAAAAAAAAUGAUUAGAUGGAGGAUGAAAAUCAAAGGAGUGAUAAAUAAAGUAAAAAAAUAAAUAGACAUCAUUCAGAUGAGGAAGAUUCUAGUGAGUUUUAAAACAGAGAUAAUAUGGAGAGGAAAAAUAAAAGCUAAAAUAUGAAAGAUGAAAAAGAAGAACACUUGCUUGAAUAGGAAUAUCCAGAAUAAGGGAAUUUGUUGUAUUAAUUGUAGAGUAAAAUGGCUCUUGAAAAGAAAAAUAUGCAGAAAGAUAGAUAAAAUAGCAGUAGCAGUAGCAGAGAAAGGAAAAAGAAGAUAUAAAAAGCUAGUGAUUCAAAGAAAAAAGGGAUUUAAAAAGGCAAACAUAAGAAAAAACAUAGAGAUUCUCCUAAUAGAAAAAAAUCUAAAAAAUAUUCCGAAAAAUAAAAGAGUAUUUUAAGAAAAAAACUAAAUCACGAUAAUGGGAACAAUUAUAAAGGCAGUAAGGAUGUAGCUUCUUUGGAGGAUAUAUACUUAAAUUUCUUCGACUUUCAUUCGUAUGAUAUUGUCUCUUCAUUAAAAGAGGCUGAGCUUUAUCCAGAUAUUCCUAAAAUUUAUAUAGAGGAUCCCUAAAAUGAGUGUGAUGAACACGAAAUAUAUAAAAUUGUAAUAUCUUUGUCCAAACUAGAUACUUCUGCUGUUAAAAAUAAGAAAAAAGUUAGAAAUUUUAGUAUCAUUUAUGUUGAAAAUGUUAAAGUUCUCAUUUUUGAUUUUUAUAGAAAGAGCACUUCAAUAAUCGUAAGUAAACACUUACUUGAUUUACCUACUAAAAAUAAUCGUAAUCUACUUCCUAAAUCUCUUAAAUUUAAGUGGGCUCUUGAUAAAAGAGCUAAUCCUGAGUAUUUAAAAAGUUAUUAUGCUUGCAUUUUCCGUAAUAUACCUAAAUUUACUGCUUAGUAAAUCUCUUAGUUUAUUCUUAACAAGCAUCCACAUUUAAAAUUAAAGUGUGUAGAGGAGCCAACCUACAUAAAAAAUUAAAAUUGUACAAUAGCUUAAUUCGAAACUGUAGAGGAUUGUGAAUAUGCUUGCACUGUGUUUCAUAAAUAAAACUGGUUGAAUCCGAAAUACAAAGUGAAAUGCAAUAUCCACCCUAAAUGCAGUUUUUAGAGAAAUCAGUAAGCAAAAGAUGAUAAAAAUAAAAUAUUUUUUGUUCAAUCAAAUGUUUUGAAAAGAUGUAAACUUUUUAAGUGCAGAAUGAAAAAAGAAUGGUUUGAGGACUAGAUAUUACCUCCUUAAAUCAAGUAAGAAGAAAUAACCUAUAAAAAUAGCUUAUUAAGGUUUUAGAAGAUUAAGCUACCUAAUUCAUUUAUUAGCUCAGAUGAUCUCAGUGACGAAGAAAGCUUUUAAGAAUACAGAUUUCUUUAUUAAGAAAAUACUAACAAAUCUAAUAAAUAAAAUAAAAAUAAUAAUAACUAAAAUAGUAAUAAUAAUAAUAAUAUCAACAAUAAUUUUAAUUCUUAAUAUUUAAAUAGUAACAAUAAUGGAAGCAAUAACAAUAAUAGUAAUAAUAAUAACUCAAAUUAAAAUGCCAAUCUCACAAGCAAUGCUAGUAAUAAUAACAACAAUCAUCAAGGUAGCAGCCGUUUUCAUAGUAAUAAUGGUAACAGCAACAAUAAUAAUAAUAAUACCAUAAGUAGCUAGUAAAAUAGCUAAAAUGUAAAUUCUGGAAAUAAGUAACAAGAUAAUGACCCUUUAAGUAUACUGCGUCAAAGCAGCCAAAUGAACAGCAAUGCUUAUUAAAUGAAUAAUAUGAGGACAGGUUAAGAUAAUAGAAAAAGUAACAACAAUAAUAAUAGCAAUUAUAAUGAAGAAAAAUAAAAUUAAAAUUAACAAAAAUCAAAAGGAAUGUCGAAUGUUAAAUUAAACGAUAUACUAAAGAAUAGUAGUGGUAUAAUAGGUAUGUAAUAUUAAGAAGAUAUGCAACAAAGCAAACAAUCUUCUUCAAGCAUGCUACAAUCUACAAACGACAGCCAUUCAUGUUAAAAUAGAGAGGAAGAAGCACAAAAUGACAUUGGUAUAACUAGUACGAUGCAUUCAAGCAGAGCUAUGAACAUCUAUGGGUCGAAUUAAUCUUCUUCUAAAAGCAAUCGCAUGGACAGAGACAAAGAUGCGAAUAGUUAGAAAUAAGGGUAAAAACGCUAAACUGAUAGCAAAAGUUAAUAAGAUGAUAAAUCCCAUAAGAAUAGUGGAAAAUAAAAUAUUCAAUAAUUUGAGCAAAUAAAAAAAAUUUCAAAAACCGAAACACAAUCAAAUUCAAAAUUUUAAAAUUCCUCACAAUAGUAGGGUUAAUCUUAAUAGAUUUAAGUAAAUUAAAUAUUAACAAAUAGUAGCAGUAUUCCACCUAAUCCUAUCUAAUUACCGAAUUCUUAGAGCUAGCAAACCUCAAACCAACCUCCAUAAUACCCUAAUACUUAGUAAUCCCAAUAAUAGUAAGUUAUUUAAAACCCUACUGCAAUUUAGCCUAUUUCUUAGUAAGCUUAAUAGAUUUAAAUAGGAUCUUAAGUAACUCCUACCGCUUUGCCUUAAAACGCUAAUUAACAGUAGAUGUAAUAAAUUCCAGCUAUUCUAUUACAACCUCAAUAAAUUUAAAAUUAAAUACCUAAUAGAAAUCAAAUAAUUCCUUAGCAAUUUCCUUAACAACCUAAUUAACCUCCUAUAAUGGUUAUGGGUUAAAUUCAACCUGUUUAACAACAAAACCAAAUUAUGUAACCAUUAAUACCAGGAUAAGUAUAAGGCUAAGCUUAAUAAACUCAAUAAGCAUACCCAGGUUCUUAAGUUUUACCUCAAUAAGUUUAGGUUAACUAAUUUAUGCCAGGUUAAGCAGGAUAAAUGCCUAUGUAAUAGUAAAUUUUUUAGGGAAUGGUAUAAUAAAUUCCAAAUCCUUAAGGGUCAGCUAUAAUUUAACCUUAGCCUGUACCAUAUGGAAUGAUAUAAAACCCAUAAACUGGGUAAGUAAUACCAGCAAUAGUUCAACAAGUAUAGCCUAAUAUGGUUUAAUAACCAUAAAUUGUAAUGGGAUAAUAACCUAUGUAUGGUCAAGCUCAUGGUUAUAGGAUGUAAGGAGGGUAAAUCUAAAUGUAAAAUUAAUAAAUAGUUUAAUAAAUACCACCACAUUAAAUGAUGUAAGCAAAACAACCUUAGGCAUUAGUUUACGGAUAGCCUGGCCCUUAAGCUGUGGUAUUUGCCUAACCUCCAUAAUAAAUUAUUCAUCAUCAUCCUCAUAUGGCUGUUGUUAACUAAAAUAUGAUUUAAUAACCUGGAUAAAUUAUUUAACAAGCUCAAAACUCAAGCUUAGGCAUACCAUAAUAAAUACCAAUUAUUUAACAAUAUCCCAAUUAGGUUGGUGUCAUUUAAGGAGUUUAACCAAUAAUAAAUCCAUCAGAUUAGUAGGUAAAAUCAGCCAUAGCAUAACCAACAUAAAUUUUAGAUGACAAAACUAGAUAGUAAGAAGAAAAAAGGCUUUAGUUAUUAAAAGAAAUAAUUAAUCCUAGCAAUUAACAUGCUCCAUAACCACCUUAAGAGUAGGCUCCAAACACGCCUUCAACUCCACCAACACCUCCAUCACCACCAACUCCUCCUCCUGAACCUAUGUGA
Tetrahymena thermophila SB210 is the source of this 4269-nucleotide messenger RNA. RefSeq lists its product as hypothetical. The transcript has 3 exons. The record is from RefSeq and is a predicted model, not a curated record. Gene Ontology annotation, biological process: regulation of DNA-templated transcription. Lineage: Eukaryota; Ciliophora; Oligohymenophorea; Hymenostomatida; Tetrahymenidae. Gene Ontology annotation, cellular component: RSF complex.